AGUGAGCGGCGUGUGGUCGUGCGGAGAAGCUGCGGAGCCUCGUCUCUUCGGGUCGGAAACAUUUGUUUUUUCUCUCAAGAUUUUGAUUUUUAACAGUUUCUCAGCAUGGACGUGGUCACCGCCAAUGUGGAGAGCGCCGGGGAGAUGGUGAAGGACGAGCUGGCCGAAAAAUGCCAGAAGUUAUUCCAGGCUUUCUUGGAAGAGUUCCAGACUGCAGACGGGGAGGUGAAGUACGUCCGGGAGGCAGAGGAGCUGAUCAGGCCGGAGAGGAACACACUGCUGGUGAGCUUCACUGACCUGGAGGGUUUUAACCAGGAACUGGCAACCACCAUCCAGGAGGAGUUUUACAGAGUGUAUCCCUUCCUGUGCCGGGCGGUGCGCAACUUCGCUCGGGAUCAUGGGAACGUUCCCCUCAACAAAGAGUUCUACGCUGCCAUCCAGGAUCUGCCAACCAGGCACAAGAUCCGCGAGCUGUCGUCGCUGCGUAUCGGCACCCUGGUGAGGAUCAGCGGCCAGGUGGUCAGGACGCACCCGGUGCACCCUGAACUGGUGAGCGGCAGCUUCCUGUGCAUGGACUGCCAGGGCGCGAUCAAAGACGUGCCGCAGCAGUUCAAGUACAGCCCGCCGACCAUCUGCAGGAACCCCGUCUGCAACAACCGCUCGCGCUUCCACCUCGACACACACAAGUCCAAGUUCAUCGACUUCCAGAAGGUGCGUAUCCAGGAGACGCAGGCGGAGCUGCCCCGCGGCUCCAUCCCGCGCUCCCUGGAGAUCAUCCUGCGGGCCGAGGCGGUGGAGACGGCUCAGGCCGGGGACCGCUGCGACUUCAUCGGGACGCUCAUCGUCGUGCCGGACGUUUCUCAGCUCAGCACGCCCGGUGUGCGAGCUGAGACCGGGUCCCGUGUUGCCGGAGGCGGCCAGGGCUUUGAGACUGAGGGCCUCAGAGGCCUGAAGGCCCUCGGCGUCAGAGAGCUGUCCUACCGACUGGCCUUCCUCGCCUGCCAUGUGGCCCCUACUAACCCACGGUUUGGUGGGAAGGAGCUGCGUGAGGAGGAGCAGACGGCAGAGAGCAUCAAGAGCCAGAUGUCUGUGAAGGAGUGGGAGAAAGUGUUUGAGAUGAGCCAAGACAAGAACCUCUACCACAACCUGUGCACCAGCCUCUUCCCCACCAUCCACGGCAAUGACGAGGUGAAGCGCGGCAUCCUGCUGAUGCUGUUUGGAGGCGUUCCCAAGACGACCAUGGAGGGAACCUCGCUCAGAGGAGACAUCAACGUCUGCAUCGUGGGAGACCCCAGCACCGCCAAGAGCCAGUUCCUCAAGCAUGUGGAGGAGUUCAGUCCCAGAGCUGUGUACACCAGCGGGAAGGCCAGCACCGCCGCAGGUCUGACAGCCGCCGUGGUGCGAGACGAGGAGUCCCACGAGUUCGUCAUCGAGGCCGGAGCGCUGAUGUUGGCCGACAACGGUGUAUGUUGCAUCGAUGAGUUCGACAAGAUGGAGCUCAGGGACCAGGUGGCCAUCCAUGAGGCCAUGGAGCAGCAGACCAUCAGCCUCACCAAGGCCGGAGUCAAGGCCACCCUGAACGCUCGCACCUCCAUCCUGGCAGCAGCCAAUCCCGUGAGCGGGCGCUACGACCGCAGCAAGAGCCUGAAGCAGAACGUCAACCUGACGGCGCCCAUCAUGAGCCGCUUCGACCUCUUCUUCAUCCUGGUGGACGACUGCAACGAGGUGACGGACUACGCCAUCGCCAGGCGCAUCGUGGACCUGCACUCCCGCGUGGAGGACUCAGUCGACAGGAUGUACUCUCUGGACGAGAUCCGCAGAUAUCUGCUCUUCGCCAGACAGUUCAAGCCCAAGAUCUCCAGCGAGUCGGAGGAGUUCAUCGUCGAGCAGUACAAGCGUCUUCGUCAGCGCGACGGCUCGGGAGGCGUGUCCAAGUCGGCCUGGCGAAUCACAGUGCGGCAGCUGGAGAGCAUGAUCCGCCUGUCGGAGGCCAUGGCUCGCAUGCACUGCUGCGACGAGGUGCAGCCCAAACACGUGAAGGAAGCGUUUCGUCUCCUGAACAAGUCCAUCAUCAGAGUGGAGACGCCCGACGUCAACCUGGAGCAGGACGAGCUGGAGGAAGAGGAGGAGGAGGAUGGAAACGACGUUCCUAACGGAGAGAAUGGAAUCAACGGGCACGUCAAUGGCAUCAACGGGAACGUCAAUGGCAUCAACGGGCACGUCAAUGGAAUCAACGGGCACGUGAACGGCCAUGCAGAGCCCGGCGCUCAGCCCAAGCCGUCGCUCCGCCUCUCCUUCACAGAGUACCGCCGCAUCUCCAACCUGCUGGUGCUGCACCUGCGCCGGGCAGAGGAGGCCGAGGAAGAGGAGCAGCUGAAGAAGAGCGCGGUGGUGAACUGGUACCUGAAGGAGAUCGAGUCUGAGAUCGACUCGGAGGAGGAGCUCGUCAACAAGAAGCAGCUGAUAGAGAAGGUCCUCCACCGGCUGGUGCACUACGAUCACAUCCUGAUCGAGCUGUCCCGGGCGGGGCUGAAGGGCUCCGAGUCAGCGAGCACUGAAGAAGAAGAAGUUGUUCUGGUCGUCAACCCCAACUACAGCCUGGAGGACUAAAGGCAGCCGCCGCUCCUCCGCUCACUCUCCCUCCUCCCCCUAUUUGACAUCAAACUCACAUCCAGUUGAUGUCGAAGAUGUUUUUAAUUGAAUGCCCAUAUGUAGGAUUUACAUAAUAACAGCAUUCAAUAUGUUUUUUUUUUUUUUUUUUUCCUGUUUUAGAGUUUUAUCGUCUCUGACGUGCAGAGAUCCGCCUCUGAGGCUCCUUUUUAAAACAAAAGUACUUUGUUUUAGUCGCACAGACUCUUGUAAAUAAGCUGCUCUUAACUCUCCCAGUGGUUGGCUGGCUUUUAUCUGUUUGGUUCUCAGUCAGUGAGAGCCACUUUGAUCUGUGGAGUUGUGUCAAACAGUAAUAUGCUGUUGUUAUGAUAUCUUAAUUGUGUAUUAAAGGCAUACACAUUUUUUUAGGGUUUCAGUUGUUGUGUAUAUUGUAUUAUUGAGAUAAUUACCUGAAAGCUAUGCUUAAGUUGGAUUUUUUUUUUUUUUUAAUGUUAUUACAGGGUAUGAACUAAAUGCAUGUUUUGUGAGCAUCAUGUCCUGCUCUGUACCUGUUGUCCAGU
This is a messenger RNA of Myripristis murdjan (pinecone soldierfish), 3170 nucleotides long. It is a transcript of the gene mcm6, whose product is annotated as minichromosome maintenance complex component 6. The record is from RefSeq and is a predicted model, not a curated record. Gene Ontology annotation, biological process: DNA replication initiation; mitotic DNA replication; double-strand break repair via break-induced replication. Gene Ontology annotation, cellular component: nucleus; MCM complex. Bases 106 to 2610 code for a protein of 834 amino acids. The transcript has 18 exons. NCBI's taxonomy places the organism in Eukaryota, Metazoa, Chordata, Actinopteri, Holocentriformes, Holocentridae. Gene Ontology annotation, molecular function: ATP binding; single-stranded DNA binding; single-stranded 3'-5' DNA helicase activity.